AGCGUGAAAACUCGGUCCCAAAGCUCGAGAUUUUCAUGAUGCUUGUCAGCCUGUAGAACUCUCCUGUACUCCGGCGCGUCUAUUGCUGGCCGAGUAUGCUUGAUUCGUCAAAUACAUAGGUGGUUGUCUGGAUAAGAAUUCAAGACGCGAGCGAAACGCGAUAAAACGGCAAAACCGCUGCGUGUUGUUGAGUCAUCCGGGAAAACUGCGGCCUCAAGUUUCGGGGGAAACAUGCACAGAUCAACGGUGCCACCAAUUUAUUGAGUGCUCUCCUGGAUAUAAAGGACUCCCACCACGAUAGGGGCCGUCUCUGCUCACCAUAAACAACAUCUACGAAUAUGGCGUCGUUAGCGCUGAUAGACCACUCCCCUUACCAACCCACCGCCGCUGAGAAACUGUCCUCCGCAAGCAAUCUAGUCCUCAUCGACAACUAUGACUCCUUCACCUGGAAUGUCUACCAAUACCUCGUGCUCGAAGGCGCCAACGUCACCGUCUAUCGAAAUGAUCAGGUUACCCUAGACGAACUGAUAGCGAAGAAUCCUACACAAUUGGUCGUGAGCCCAGGGCCCGGUCACCCAGACACGGACGCUGGAAUAAGUAGAGAGGCCAUAAAAUACUUUGCUGGCAAGAUUCCCAUACUCGGAGUGUGCAUGGGACAGCAGUGCAUCAUAUCGGUCUUUGGCGGCGUCGUGGAUGUCACGGGAGAGAUCCUGCACGGCAAGACUUCUCCACUGAGACACGACGGGAAAGGGUGUUAUGCGACACUGGCACAAGAUCUGCCCGUGACAAGAUACCAUUCUUUGGCUGGAACACAUCCCACUCUUCCAAAAUCACUAGAGGUCUCAUCGUGGAUUGCCAAAGGUCCAGAUGGUGACAAAGGCGUCAUCAUGGGUGUGAGACACAAGGAAUAUGUUGUCGAGGGGGUCCAGUUCCACCCAGAAAGUAUCUUGACGGAAAAUGGCAGAGUCAUGUUCAAGAACUUCUUGACCAUGACUGGAGGCAAAUGGUCCGAAAAUCCUCAGGUGACUGGCGCCGACAAACAGACGAAUGGGGUCUCGAAUGGCCACCCAAAGAAGGAGUCCAUACUAGAAAAGAUUUACGCCCACCGACGGAAAGCCGUUGCAGCACAGAAAGAUGUCCCUUCACAAAGGACCGAAGAUCUCCAAGCCGCCUAUGACCUUGGUCUUGCACCUCCCCAGAUUUCCUUUCCGAAACGACUACGACAAUCUGCUUACCCGAUAGCACUAUUGGCCGAGAUAAAGAGGGCAUCACCUUCGAAAGGUGUCAUCUCACUUGGGACCUGUGCUCCAGCUCAAGCACGAAAAUAUGCAACUGCGGGAGCCAGUGUCAUCUCCGUUCUCACAGAGCCUGAAUGGUUCAAGGGAAGUCUAGAAGACAUGAGGUUAGUUCGACAGAGUCUUGACAGCAUGCCCAAUCGUCCAGCAGUACUACGAAAAGAAUUCAUUUUCGAGGAAUAUCAGAUUCUGGAAGCACGUCUGGCUGGCGCUGACACCGUGCUGCUUAUUGUCAAGAUGUUGGAUGUGGAGACUUUGACACGGCUGUAUCAUUACUCUCGAUCUCUCGGAAUGGAGCCUUUAGUGGAAGUCAAUACUGCAGAAGAGAUGAAAAUUGCUGUUGAGCUCGGCUCAGAAGUCAUCGGAGUGAACAACCGGGAUCUCACAAACUUCGAGGUUGACCUUGGCACGACAAGCCGCUUGAUGGACUUGGUGCCAGAAUCAACGAUCGUAUGUGCUUUGAGUGGGAUCUCCGGCCCACAGGACGUCCAAGCAUAUCGAAAAGACGGCGUCAAGGCCGUGUUGGUGGGAGAAGCUUUGAUGAGAGCAUCGGAUACCAUCGAGUUCAUCUCCAAGCUAGUAGGAGAUCCAGAUGUCGAGCCCGCGAAAAGAUCGGAGUCGCCAUUUUCGGUCAAAAUAUGCGGCACAAGAACUCCGGAAGGAGCCAAAGCGGCCAUUGAAGCGGGUGCAGAUUCUAUCGGCAUAAUACUGGUACCUGGUCGGAAACGGUUCGUCUCGGACGAGGUCGCCUUACAGAUAGCGAAAGUCGUUAAGUCGACGCUAAGGACUUCAUCAAAAUCUCCUGCUGCACACGAUGUCGGAGCUACUGGUUUCUUCGAGCACUCAUCGAGAGUACUGGUUCGACCAGAUCGCGCGCAGCUGGUCGGUGUAUUUGCAGAUUCGCCGCUCGAACAUGUUGUCGAACAAGUCUACAAGCUCGGCCUCGACGUUGUACAGCUUCACGGCUCAGAACCAAUCGAAUACGCACGGAAUAUCCCAGUCCCGGUCGUACGCAAGUUUUCACCAUCAGAACCCGGUGUCUCUGCUCGGGGGUACCAUGCCCUGCCCCUUUUGGACGCUGGUGCUGGAGGUACUGGCCAACAGCUCGCCUUGGACGAUGUCAAGGCCCUGUUCGAGCGGGAUCCAGGCGUCAAGGUCAUUUUUGCCGGUGGCCUCACCCCUGAGAACGUCGACAAGGUGUUGGAGUCCCUGGGACCGUAUCGAAGCAAUAUUGCUGGCGUUGAUGUCAGCAGCGGAGUCGAAUCUGAUGGGAAACAAGAUCCAUCGAAGAUCGCGGCCUUCGUCAAGGCUGUCGAAGGAUGAUUAUCGGGAUCAUCUCGAACAAGAUACCCCAUAUCGAUGUGCUUCUGCCAACAUAAUGGCAACCUUACCACAUCCUUUUCGUCUUCAGAUGCCGUUCGUCGCGCAAUGCUGGUGCUCUUUCACUUCGACUUUCACAUGUCAACUUGCUCGUCACCUCAGCUGCUCGAUCCUCAUUCCUCUUCUCUCUCACGCCUUCAUAUGACUUCACUUGCUCUUUCCCUUCUUCCUUUUCUCCGAACCUCUUGCCUACAUCUGCCUCUUGAGUGACACUUCAA
Molecule: messenger RNA, 2893 nt
Organism: Exophiala viscosa
Lineage: Eukaryota; Fungi; Ascomycota; Eurotiomycetes; Chaetothyriales; Herpotrichiellaceae
Product: anthranilate synthase component 2
Exons: 1
Coding region: 339-2618 (759 amino acids)
Biological process (GO): L-tryptophan biosynthetic process
Cellular component (GO): cytosol
Molecular function (GO): phosphoribosylanthranilate isomerase activity; indole-3-glycerol-phosphate synthase activity; anthranilate synthase activity
Source: RefSeq, a predicted model, not a curated record